AUGAACGAGCCGGUUCCUCGGGGUUCGUGUGCUGCGGCACCCACUGUCCUGACUGGCGACGAUUCGCAAGAACCUGAAUCUGCGAUGUUGGCUGGAUCCGCUCACGGCGAUGAUCGCGAUGAUGGUGCCACCCGGACUUGCCUGGGCGCAAUUGCAGCUUCUGAUGUGGCCCUCAUGGCUACGGGCGAGAAGUCUGAUGUGGUGAUCAAAUUGCUACGCUAUUGUAUUGACGGAGGCAUUGCCCAAGGAGAAGGCAACUCCAUUUUCCUCCAAUUUUCCCAGCAUCCCGAGUGGCAUAUACACCACCUCGCUACCAAGAAAGCCUCAAUUGCUUUCGUCCCUUCUCAUGAAUGCGGAGACGAGAAAACGGUCCAGGUAGAUGAAACCAAAGCCGGCCAUCAGGAAACCGUGGACAACACUAUCCGAGACAGAGACGGCCACACGCUCCGGCUCUCGACCGGAAGCCGGGGCCGCGCAACCUACAAAUUCGACCGGGUCUUCGACCGCUCGGCGACGGACUACGAGGUCCUGCAAAACCUGCAACCGCUGCUCCGCGACGUCGCCCGGGCAGCGGCUGUCGUGAUAUUUACCUACGACCCCGUCAUACAGGCCGCGACCCUCGGCGUCGAAAAUUUACAAGUUGGCCAGGAAGCGGCUGCUCGCCUCGACUACGAAAAGAAGGCCCACGAGAUGAUGAAAACGGGAAACGAUCGGUGCCUUUGCCCCCUCCUCGAUGAGGCCAUCGCGGUAGUGCCCUUCCAACCGAUGUUGAGUUCUCCGAACAAAUAG
Messenger RNA from Anthostomella pinea, 789 nucleotides. The record is from the annotation of a GenBank genome assembly. Lineage: Eukaryota; Fungi; Ascomycota; Sordariomycetes; Xylariales; Xylariaceae.